UAUUUUAAAAAAAAAGGAUAGGUAUUUGCACUGUGCAUUCGUGAAACGUUGAUUCGUCAAGGCAUUCACUAACCGACAGUUCAUUUUUCAUUAACUCUUUGUUUAGUUAGUUACGGAAACUUCCCAUGACUCUGGAACGUGCAUUUAGAGAUGCUCGGAUGUUCGAAAGGUACCUGAAUAAGAAGCGAGCUUGAUGUUCCGCAUGUCCUUUCAUCCCUCAAUUUUGGCUUAAGGGAAUUCUUUAUGAACUUCGAUCAACAGAUUUAUAUUUCUUAUAGUUAGACACACUUUGAGGAUUGCUUGUUUCUCGCAUUUUUUAAAAGUUUUCACGAUACUUCAUCAUGUUAAUAAUAAUAUCCAGUGAAAAAGUUCGCAUUUUUACAAAUUUUAAUCGUAAUGACAUACACUUCAGGAAAGUUUCAGUGAAGAGCACGUUUGUUGUAAAAUUUAUUUUAGCAGCAAGUGUCAAUGUGUACUGGUUAUGCCAAGUUUCGUGUGCUGAUCUCAGAAUGCCGAUUUAUUCUUGGAAAGAUUUGUUACCGAUCAUUGACAAAUAAAGCUAAAUCGGAGGAGUUGACAACAACCACAUCCAAGAUUUCAACUUCUUUCGUCAAAAACAUAUUUUUGGGUAGGGGAGUUUUCGAUCACGUGGUGCCAUAUCCAGUUGAUUUAUCCGAUGAAAGACGGGAAAUGAUUCAUCUGAUUUUGGAACCCACAAGAAAGUUUAUGGAAGAAGUUAAUAAUCCCGCAGAGAAUGACGAGAAAGAAGAAAUUCCGAUGGAUACUCUCUCGAAAUUUGCUGAAAUUGGUGCAUUUGGUGCCCUGGUACCAGAAGAAUAUGAUGGUGCAGGUCUGAAUAAUACUCAAUUAGCACGUGUAGCAGAGGUUGUUGGUGAAUCGGAUUUGUCACUUGCUGUCGUUAUGGGUGCUCAUCAGUCUAUUGGCUAUAAAGGAAUUUUGCUUUACGGUACCGAUGAACAGAAACGUAAAUAUUUACCAGAUCUGGCCACGGGUCGGAAGUUCGCCGCUUUCUGUUUAACAGAGUCGGGCACCGGAUCCGAUGCAAAUUCAGUACAAACUCAUGCAGAGAAAAGUAGCGAUGGAAGAUGUUAUGUUUUGAAUGGUGGCAAACUGUGGAUCAGUAAUGGUUCAUUCGCUGAUGUAUUCACUGUUUUUGCACGGACGCAAGUGAAAGGUAAGGAUGGAACACCAAAAAGCAAGAUAUCAGCAUUCAUAGUUGAGCGUAGCCAUGGCGGUGUUACAACGAGUGUUCCUGAGAAGAAAAUGGGUAUUAAAGGUUCAAAAACCGUCGAAGUCCAUUUUGAUAAUACUAAAGUUCCUGUGGAUAAUUUGCUUGGUGCUGAAGGUGAAGGCUUCAAAUUGGCGAUGAAUAUCUUAAACAACGGCCGUUUUGGCAUACCUGCUGUAUGCACCGGUUCCAUGAAAUUUUGUAUUCAAAAGACGAUUGAACACAUCUCAGAAAGAGGGCAGUUCGGAAGAAAACUGAAGGAGUUCGGAAACGUCCAAGAACAAUUAACUGACAUGGUUCUUCGCCACUAUGCCACUGAAAGUCUUUUAUACAUGUUGUCAGGAGCAAUGGAUAGAGGCAUAGUGGAUUAUGAGCUGGAAGCUGCUGUGGGGAAAAUUAUGGCUUCGGAGAAUGCCUGGAUUGUAUGUGAUCGCGCCAUCCAACUUCAUGGCGGCAUGGGUUACAUGAAGGAAUGCGGUUUGGAAAGAGUAAUGCGUGAUUUAAGGAUUUUCCGCAUUUUCGAGGGUGCCAAUGAUGUUUUGCGCUUAUUUGUUGCGUUGACUGGAUUACAGUAUGCGGGCAACUACAUUCAAUACAAAAUGAAAAAGUCGUGGUCUGGAACAAUUGGAUUACUUUUAGAAUCCAUUCUUCCACGGAAGUUUGACUUCCAAUGCCAUCCGAGCCUGAAUCAUUCUGUCUCCCAACUGAAGAAAUCUGUGCACAGAUUUGGGAAUACUUCAAGAUUUCUUCUUUGGAAACAUAAGCGAGGAAUAAUUGAAAGACAGUGGGAAUUGAUACGAAUGGCAGAUGCAGCGAUUGAUAUUUAUAGUGUAGUAGCGGUAUUGUCGCGGUGUAACCGUGCUGCAAACCAGCAGUCUUCCUUUAAAUAUGAACAAAAAUUAGCCGAACUUUAUACAUUGCGGGCGUGUGAACAUGUGCGCAACCUGCUGGACGAUAUAUCAAAACGAACUGGGGAUGCAGAUCGAAUAAAAGCUGUUUCAGACGACAUUUUCAAAACGGGCUCCUUACCCUCAUCACAUCCUACUGAUUAUUGAAACUUCAUUUAUAGCAUAUUAUGUUCUUGUCUUAGAAUCGUGACAUUUUCAUGUUUUUAUUAAAUAACAAUCGACAUUAACUGUAAAUUGGUCAAAAAGUUAGCAGACUGCUUAAUAUAUAUUCAGUACCGAUAGAAAUGUUUGAAGUUUGAAGUUCUGGUAACUCCCAGGUUCUAUUCCC
This is a messenger RNA of Loa loa (African eye worm), 2485 nucleotides long. RefSeq names its product acyl-CoA dehydrogenase domain-containing protein. The transcript is spliced from 15 exons. Lineage: Eukaryota; Metazoa; Nematoda; Chromadorea; Rhabditida; Onchocercidae. Gene Ontology annotation, molecular function: very-long-chain fatty acyl-CoA dehydrogenase activity; fatty-acyl-CoA binding; flavin adenine dinucleotide binding. The record is from RefSeq and is a predicted model, not a curated record. Bases 469 to 2304 code for a protein of 611 amino acids.